AUAUUUUUGCUGAGAUAUUUGGUUGCUUUGUGCUUCAUUUGGUCCUUGCAGUGGCAUGUUUGCCAGUUUUUCUACAUAUUGUCUUCGCUAAUCGCCUGCGGCGGUUUACAAUGUAAUGGCGCCUGUACACAGUGGUUUACGGGCAGGAGCUGAAGUUGUAUUUUUACAGUGAGAGGCUGAAAGGAAAAAGCUAAUGCUUCAAACAUCGGGGAGCAGAGUCUGAACAUCUCUUCCAAACAGUGGACCAGCCUGGAUAAAAAAGUGUAGUAAUAAAUAUUAGUUUGUGUCUUUGCCUGGACUCGGAGCUGUCUGAAAGUCUAAGAUGCCCUAGGCGGGGAGAAGGGAAAUGUAAAUGGCUUCCAAAGUAAAAGAUGCCGUGGUGUGGUACCAGAAAAAGAUUGGCGCCUAUGACCAACAGAUAUGGGAGAAAUCAGUGGAGCAGCGAGAAAUAAAGGGCUUGAGGAACAAGCCAAAGAAGACGGGACAUGUCAAACCUGACCUGAUAGACGUGGACUUGGUUAGAGGGUCGGCCUUUGCAAAGGCCAAACCAGAGAGUCCAUGGACGUCCCUGACCCGGAAGGGUAUCGUCAGAGUGGUCUGCUUUCCGUUCUUUUAUCGAUGGUGGAUCCAGGUCACCUCCAGAACCAUCUUCCUCUUGCUGCUUGCUCUCUAUCUGCUGCAGGUGGCAGCAACAGUCCUGUAUGUGAUCAUCCCACAGCCUCAUGGGAUACCGACCACCGAAGUGUUUGGAGCCAUCUGGCUCAUGCUGCUGCUCGGCACCGUCCACUGCCAGAUCGUCUCCACCAGGACGCCCAAACCGGCCUCCAGCAGCGGGGGAAAGAGACGCAGGAAGUUGAGGAAGGCCUCUCAGAUGGAGGUGCAUAGGGAAGGCGACGGGUCUAGCACUACCGAUAACACAAAGGAGGGGGCGCCACACUCCCACUCAGCCAGCAGCACAUACAGCCUGGGCACUCUCUUCCAAGAUUUCUGGCAUGAUAUCUGUAAAGCUGGAUCUAAAAAGUCCAAACUGUCCAUCGACAAGUCCACAGAGACGGACAACGGCUACGUGUCGCUGGACGGCCGGGUGACCAACCGCAGCAGCGAGGAGGGGCUGCAGCUCCACGAGCAGCGAUGUGAUUCGCUGAACAGGACAGACGAGGUCUGCUGGACCUCUCUGGUCCCUCCCGCACACACUCACACACCCCGCAGCACGGGGCUGAUACUGGCCAGCAGCAACAAGGAGCCGGCAUCAGACGAGGCGUCCAGUGAGGAGGACCCUGAAGCGUCCUACAGAGCUCUACGGCGGGGGGUGGAGAGAAUGAACAGCGACUGUACGCUCAGAAACCGCAAGAGCACACACCACUACAAGAAACACUACGCUGUGGAGGACGUCCCAAAGUCUGGCACCAGCUGCAGCUCCAGAUGUUCCAGUCUGAGGACUCAGGACUCGGAGAGCACUCGACACGAGUCGGAGACAGAGGACGUGAUGUGGGAGGACUUCCUGCACUGUGCCGAGUGCAGGUCCUCCUGCACCUCAGAGACAGAGGGAGAAGGAGGAGGGACGCCGGUCUGCCCCCCCGCUAAAAAGGAAUACAGAGACGACCCCUUCCACCAGGGUCACUCCCCCUGGCUGCACAGCUCUCACCCCGGUCUGGAGAGAGUGAGCGCCAUAGUGUGGGAGGGAAACGAGUGUAAGAAGGCCGACAUGUCCGUCCUGGAGAUCAGCGGCAUGAUCAUGAACAAAGUGAACCUCUUCACUCCUGGUAUUGGUUACCAGGUCUUUGGGAACCUGGUUUCCGUGACGCUCGGCCUCACACCUUUUGUGUACAGGCUGGCUCAGUACCGGGACCUGGAUCAGCUGAUGUCUCUUUCAGCCAAUGAGCUGCUGUCUGUGGCUCUGGGGGGCGGCUCUGGAUCGGACGCCUUGGUGAUCACCAUGGUAACACUCAGCUUCCUGGUGCGCGUCUGCCUUAUAUGGCUGUUCUUCUUCCUGCUCAGCGUGGCAGAGAGGACGUACAAACAGAGGCUGCUGUUUGCCAAGCUGUUUGGUCACCUGACUUCAGCCCGCAGAGCCAGGAAGUCUGAAGUCCCUCACUUCAGACUGAAGAAAGUCCAGAACAUCAAGAUGUGGCUGUCGUUACGCUCCUACCUCAAGCGGCGGGGUCCUCAGCGGUCCGUGGAUGUGAUCGUGUCGUCGGCCUUCCUGCUCACUCUGUCAGUCGUCUUCAUCUGCUGCGCUCAGCUGCUGCACGUGCACGAGACGUUCCUGGAGUGUCACUAUAACUGGGAGCUGGUGAUCUGGUGCUCCAGUCUGUCUCUGUUCCUGCUCAGGUUCGUCACGCUGGGCUCCGAGACCAGCAAGAAGUACAGCAACACCUCCAUACUGCUCACUGAACAGAUUAACCUGUACCUGAAGAUGGAGAAGAAGCCAAACAAGAAAGAGGAGCUGACUCUGGUUAACAACGUCCUGAAGCUGGCCACCAAACUGCUCAAGGAGUUGGACACUCCCUUCAGGCUGUACGGUUUGACGAUGAACCCUCUGCUCUACAACAUCACCCAGGUGGUCAUCCUGUCCGCUGUGUCGGGGGUCAUCUCUGACCUGUUAGGAUUUAACCUGAAGCUAUGGAAGAUCAAAUCGUGACAGUGAGCGGAGGGGGGCGGGUCCUGGCUCGCUGACUGGCUCACUGAUUGGUCGUCUGACUGAAAGACUGAACGCAGGUCUCCACAUACCGAGAGCUCUCACCUCCAGCGGUCCCACUUUGUGCAAUUGGGAAAACUAUUUAUUUACCCACUCAGUGUUUUUAUUUGAACUGUAGUUUGUUUAUGUUGAUGCUAUAUUUUACCCGUCUACAACAAGUGUUAGUAUUAUCAUAAGUUAUGUUACCGUGAUGGUUCUCAUUUCAGCUCCUUCUGAGCGCAGUGUUGAGCUGCGGGGGGGGGAUGUUGUUGUUCUGUUUGUGUUUUAUUUGCUUUAACUGAGAGUUAUUAUUUAUAUGUUAAAAACUUUCAAACAAAUUGAAUCCGUUACGACCCUAAAGUCUGUUAAAAAAACAUCUUGGUCCAGUGGUGUCUUUAUAAAACUGAGGGACAUUUGUCAGAAUGACCCUCAGUUUAAUUGCAACCUAAUGGUUCUAUUUGAAUACAUGUAUUCAAACAAUCUCUGAGCGUAUCCUCAUCAAAGUACAGUUAGUAUCUGUGAUGUGUCUGCUUUGGUUCAGUUCCUGGCUUUUGAACAAUCACCUCAUACCACUCCAAUUUGUUUUUUAAAGUUACAUUUUAUAUGUUUUAUGCAGGUAAAGUUAUUUUUUGUUACCACUGAGGAGGGGGGGGGGGGCGCAAAGGACAUCAGCAAGAAACAAUCAAAGAUAAGACGUUUAAAAAGAGACGUUUUCUGACCCCAGCAGGGUCUGACAGUAUUACCACACAUACAGUUCUGUAGUCGCAUGUCAUUUCAGGAAUAAAUGACUGCUCUUAGGAGCGUGUGAGGACGUUUUGUGCAGAUUAGGAAAUCAGACUAUUCCCUGCACAACAAACUACUCCCUCAUUUAGUACACACGCGUACGAUCACUUCCUUCUGUUUCUGAGUAACUUCACACAGGUCUCCUCUGAGGUUUCUUCAGUGGUGGUCAUUUUCAGAGAUAAGUCUCUAAAAGCCUAUCAAAGGAGCUUCAAUGCUUCCUUUCCUAUCUCCUUUAGGUCGGGGUACACUUGCCCCCUUUUUAUGGAUACAAAGGAGAUAUGGCUGUCCCACAAUUCCUUGCAGCAACAUUGAAAGAGUCACAUGUCUAUAACGUCCUCUGUCGCAUCAUAAAACAUCCUAUCCUAGUAAAUCUGUUUUCUUUUUCUAAGUCCUUAUAAAUUCCCCUUUGUAUCUUUCUUUGACCCUUAUUAUAUUUCCCAUCAAGCAGUGAAAGUUAUAGAAGAUCAUUUUUGCACUAUUUGACUGCAGUAAAAAAUCAAUCCUUAUUCUCGUCCACUAUUGAGUGAAAUGUAUUUUCUACAUCGAGGGAAUGUCAUUUAUUUUCUUUUGUUAUCUAAAAAAAUACUGUCAACAGUUGCAAAUUGAAAAAGGUGUAUAAGUGCCCGAAAUAUAAAUGUAUAUUCCUAACAGCAUUUAGAGUUGAGCUCCCGAACAGCCUGUGUCACCCAUCAGGUGAACCGUUUUAGAAAUUCAGAUUUCUACAGACUUUGAUAUCGCUGACUAGACAAUAGAUUAAUUUGCAUGACCGUGAUCUUUAGUGGAAGCCUCUGUCAGAUGUUUUUGAACGCUGCAGUUAGAACAGAUAAAGAUAUGCACUUUAAUAACAGAUUAAAAAUGGAAGAGUAGAAGUUACAUCUUGUCUCAAUAUCAACAGAUCUGUGUGUGUACCUCACCUGCUGACAGAGUGAAUACCUGUUCAGAAAACUGGCAUCACUCUGAAAUAACUCCCACCAGGUACAUGAAGUGUCUCACCCACAGAAAACAUCUUCAUGUGAUUCAUAUGUUCGCACUCUAACUGAAACUCACUUUAUUCAUACAAAUAAAGUUCUGACCUUCAGUGUGUGAGGGGGACGACCAAAGUGCUUAUUUUAAUGUUUGUUUCGUUUGUCUCUGCUGGAAAAAAAGAAUGUAUUUGCAGCAUUAUGCUUUACAAUAUAUUUGUUUCCCUUUGGAAAUACUUUGUGUAUUAUUGAGUGCUUUCUGUUUGUUCAUUUGUAAAGGCUGUUUCUCACGUCAGAAUGAGAGGCGUUUUACUGUUUUUAAGGAACAAAUACGUUUGAACUGUACGUAUGAAAAUGAAUCUACGUAAGGACUCCGUUUUCAUUUUGUUUUCAAAAAGUCUGAAUAUUUGUUUGUGAUCUGGUCUGUCCACAAAGUCUUUUUUUAAUAAAAGUUUAAAUAAAUGGA
Molecule: messenger RNA, 4888 nt
Organism: Eleginops maclovinus (Patagonian blennie)
Lineage: Eukaryota; Metazoa; Chordata; Actinopteri; Perciformes; Eleginopidae
Product: protein PHTF2-like
Exons: 20
Coding region: 353-2641 (762 amino acids)
Cellular component (GO): endoplasmic reticulum
Source: RefSeq, a predicted model, not a curated record